GAAAGCUGCCAGUGAGGGAGAGCGGGGAGUCUCACAGCGGAACAAGCAAGCAACGAGACCCUGUCAAACCUCUCGAAGAGGAGUUUAGGUUACAUGGGACCGCUAUAUUUUAGUCAGCCGUCCAUGUAUUUAUUAUUUUAUUUGAUUAAUAAGUAAUUCAAGCUGUAAGGGAAUUAUUAUCUUGUACAUUUUAUUGUAGCCUAUAUUUGGCGCAUCUGUAUAUUUUAGCAUUUACAGUUUAAACCUACCCCCCUCAAGCCGUGCCCAAUGCCGAGGAAUGGAUAGUGUGUCUGGCAAAGGUGGAAAGAUGGUCGAAAGUGAUGAACAGUCGGAGAGGGUUAGUGGCGGUGGCGCAGCGAUGGCCGCGCUACACCAAUGCGAACUCAUCCAGAACAUGAUCGAAAUCUCCAUCUCCAGUUUACGAGGGCUCCGGACAAAAUGCGCCGCGUCCAACGAUCUCACCCAGCAAGAGAUACGCACUUUAGAGGUGAAGCUGGUGAAGUACAUCUGCAAGCAGCUGCAGUGCAAACAGAAAGUGCCGGAAAGCGAGAGGCCCCAGGCUCUGGAGGGCUACCCGCGGCUCGGGGACUGGCUGCGCACCAUCAACCUGCGACCUGAACUCAUAGAGGCAGUGCCGGUGAAGCUGUCCCUGGAUGCUCUGCUGCAGAUGUCUGGCUCUCAGGUGCGAGAGACCAUGAAAAGGCUGGGCUCCAGCUCGGAGGAGUGCUCCCGGCUCACCGCCGCCCUCUCCUGUCUGAAGAGCGCCACUGAAUCAGGAGGGGAGCUGAAGGAGGAAGGGGUGCCCUGGAUCACGGAGGCCGCCCGACGAGACAGCGGCACGCUGGCCCCCGCCGACCAGCUGUCCUGCCCCGGGGGGACCCUGCGCUCCCACAGCCCCUCCCCCUUGGCCCGCCCCCACGGCGCGCCCCCCGCCCCCACCUCCUCCGCUCACCUGCGCUCCGUGUCCACGUCGGUCGUGCCCUCCUCCUCCUCCUCCUCCUCCGACGGCCCCGGGCCCUGCGUCCACGGCGACGGGCUCUCGGACCCCUUCCCCCCCUCCCCGAGGCCCGGCCGCGUCCACGGUCACGUGGCCACGCCCCCCGCCACCCCGCCCUCCAAGAGGCGGCACCGGCUGAAGCCCCCCUGCACGCCGCCCCCGCCUUCCAGGAAAGUGCUGCACCUCCUUCCCAACAUCACCCUCACACGCAGCAAGAGCCAUGAGUCACAGCUGGGCAAUAGAAUCGAGGAGCCGCCCCUCAACAAGUGUGCGAAGAAGAACAAGCUCUUCCUCAACGUGCACAUCAACGGCAGCGGCAACGGGUGCGAGGACUCGUCGACACGGUCCCCCCUGCUCUCUGCCCGCACCCCCGGGACGGCCCAAACUCCCUCCACUGCCCCCUACACCCUGCCCGGCACCCCCACGCUUCUAGAGGACCACACCGGCCUCAAGAAUAAUAUGGGAGUGCAUCGAGGCUCCCCCCAGGCAGUGAGGAGGGACAUCGGCAUCGCUGUCACACACAGGUUUUCUACCAAAUCCUGGCUCUCACAGACAUGUCAAGUGUGUCAGAAGAACAUGAUGUUUGGGGUGAAAUGCAAACACUGCAGGCUAAAGUGCCAUAACAAAUGUACAAAAGAAGCCCCUUCCUGCAGAAUAUCAUUUAUCCCAAUGGCAAAGAUCCGGAGGACGGAGUCCGUGCCGUCGGACAUCAAUAACCCCGUGGACCGUCCGGCCGAGGCGCCGCAGUUCGGCACGUUACCGAAGGCGAUAACCAAAAAGGAACACCCGCCGGUGCUGAACCAGCUGGACUCCAGCAGCAACCCUUCCUCCACCACCUCCUCCACCCCCUCCUCACCCGCCCCCUUCCAGCAGAGUAACCCCCCCAGCGCCACACCGCCACCCAACCCCUCCCCCAAAGGACCCCGCGACAGCCGCUUUCACUUCCCAGCUGCCUGCUACUUUCAGCAUAGACAGCAGUUUAUCUUCCCCGAUGUACCUGGCUCUGCCUCCCUGCACUCAGAAGCUCUCCAGGACACCGCUGAGAACGAGCAGUCGGCGCACGACCCCAAGUCACACCUGGCAGGGGAGGAGAACGUAGAGGAAGUAGACGAAGAGGAGGAAGCAGAGGAGGAUGAAGAAGCGGCGGAAGAGGAGGAAGAGGAGGAGGAUGGGGAGGCGGAGGCGGACGGGAAAGGGGGGUCGGAGGCGGAGGGCGACGCGGACGAGCUGGACGACCUGCCGAGCUCGCGGGGCACCCACUGGAGGGGCCCCAUCUCGCGCAAGGCCAGCCAGACCAGCGUGUACCUGCAGGAGUGGGACAUCCCGUUCGAGCAGCUGGACCUGGGCGAGCUGAUCGGGAAGGGCCGCUGGGGCAAGGUGCACAAGGGCCGCUGGCACGGCGAGGUGGCCAUCCGGCUGCUGGAGAUCGACGGCAACAACCAGGACCACCUGAAGCUCUUCAAGAAGGAGGUGAUGAACUACCGGCAGACGCGGCACGAGAACGUGGUGCUCUUCAUGGGGGCCUGCAUGGCGCCGCCGCACCUGGCCAUCAUCACCAGCUUCUGUAAAGGACGGACACUGUACUCAGUUGUGAGAGACACCAAGAACAUGCUGGACAUCAACAAGACUAGGCAAAUCGCUCAGGAAAUCGUAAAGGGAAUGGGCUAUCUACACGCAAAGGGUAUCGUGCACAAGGAUCUGAAGUCCAAGAACGUGUUUCACGACACAAACAAGGUGGUCAUCACGGAUUUCGGGCUCUUUGGGAUCUCGGGCGUGGUUCAGGAAGGAAGGAGGGAGAACGAGCUGAAGCUCCCUCACGGCUGGAUCUGCUACCUGGCGCCCGAGAUCGUGCGAAAGAUGCGCCCGGGGAACGACGACCGCCUCCCCUUCUCCAACGCCGCCGACGUCUACGCCUUCGGCACUAUCUGGUACGAGCUCCAGGCCCGGGAUUGGCCAAUUACGAACCAGCCCGUGGAGGCCACCAUCUGGCAGGUGGGCAGCGGAGAGGGCAUAAAGAAGGUGCUGGCAGAGAUCAGCCUUGGCAAGGAGGUCACGGAGAUCCUCUCUGCCUGCUGGGCGUAUGACCUGCGCGAGAGGCCCACCUUCACCCAGCUGGCCGACAUGCUGGAGAAACUGCCCAAGCUCAACCGCAGGCUCUCCCACCCCGGCCACUUCUGGAAGUCUGCCGAGUACGUAUCCUAGGAUGGGGGCACGCUGGACUUCCUGCCUGGCUUUGACCCCUGACCCCAUGACCCCCUGAUGCAUCCUGCCAUUCCAACCAUCCCACAUCCCCCCCCCCCCAUGCCCAUCCUAGGACCACUUCCACAGGGGCUGACGCCAGAGGAAAGGGGUAGAGGUGGACAGGGUGAUAGUCUGCCCUCUACCGGGUGGCCACUCUGUGGGAGUCACUCUGGGACACAGUGCUGGUGGAGGGUGCUGAGACAGCAGAUGAGACUGCACUAAAAGACUACUCCCCGUGCAAGCGGUGCACCCAUAACGGCACACGCACACACACACACACUCACACACUCACGCACACACGCACACACACUCACACACACACACACACACAAAGAAACUGCUUAACACUAAAUUAACUUUUUAGGAGGGUUUGUUCGGCUCUCUAGGCUGUGACACAUUCAUACUCUGUCAGGAGCACAUUAAGGACCUGGCCAGCACUUUCUACUGCAAAGGCAAGAGGAAACACAUUGCUGAGAAAGAGCCUAAUUUGUGUUUUGUUUCUUAUUUUAUCAGUUAGCACUGUAGCAUUUAACGUACGAUUGCUGUGAAACUGUCUUUCAAACAUUGAGCUUUUUUUUUUACACUAGUUCCUACAGUGCAAUGACCCAUUUCUUUAAACACUGUAGCAUUUAACAUUGGAUUGCUGUGAAUUUUCUUUUAAAGAACAGGGAUGACUUGAUACCUAGUUCCUUUUCACUUCCUCCUUCAAACCACUUACCCUUCGCUGUGAUUUGACACUGGCUGUGAUGCAGCCAGCUCCUUUCCUCUGACCUGCCUCUCUGUUCCCCUGCCUGGGUGCUGUUCUGUGCUGGGACAGAGGGACCUGUGUGAUCCUGUCCCUCCUGGAACCCCACCUCUGCACCGCUGCUCAUCUCUCCACUCCAAACUCUCACUCUGCUCCCUCUUCCCUUCCUCCCAGUCCCCUCAUCUUCCCUCCUUCAUGCAAAUACAGCC
Messenger RNA from Anguilla rostrata (American eel), 4192 nucleotides. Its product is annotated as kinase suppressor of Ras 1-like. The coding region runs from base 278 to 3199 and encodes 973 amino acids. Gene Ontology annotation, biological process: protein phosphorylation; Ras protein signal transduction. Gene Ontology annotation, molecular function: protein kinase activity; ATP binding. The record is from RefSeq and is a predicted model, not a curated record. Lineage: Eukaryota; Metazoa; Chordata; Actinopteri; Anguilliformes; Anguillidae. Gene Ontology annotation, cellular component: cytoplasm. The transcript has 19 exons.